GCGAUGCCGAUUGGGCCGCCGGGUUUGGCGCUCGGUCCGGGAGGGUGAAUCCGGCGGCCGGAGGCAGAGAGGAGCGGAGAGGGGACCCGGAGGCGGCAGCACCGGCGGGGGUUGGGGGGUGUCCAUAUCAAAUUGGGAGCCUCUGGAAUGUUUAUUUGUGGUAACCAGAAAGCAUGUUGUGAAGGGAUAAUCAUGGGUCAGACGGGAAAGAAAUCUGAAAAGGGACCAAUUUGUUGGCGGAAGCGUGUAAAAUCAGAAUACAUGCGACUGAGGCAGCUCAAGAGGUUCCGCCGGGCAGAUGAAGUUAAGAGUAUGUUUAAUUCUAAUCGUCAGAAGAUACUGGAAAGAACAGAAAUCUUAAAUCAAGAAUGGAAACAACGUAGGAUACAGCCUGUACACAUCAUGACUUCUGUGAGCUCAUUGCGUGGGACCAGGGAGUGCUCUGUUACCAGUGACUUAGAUUUUCCAAAACAAGUCAUCCCGCUCAAGACUCUGAAUGCUGUUGCUUCAGUGCCCAUAAUGUAUUCUUGGUCUCCCCUUCAGCAAAAUUUUAUGGUAGAGGAUGAAACGGUUUUACAUAACAUUCCUUAUAUGGGAGAUGAAGUGCUUGACCAGGAUGGAACCUUUAUUGAAGAACUGAUCAAGAACUAUGAUGGAAAAGUACAUGGAGACAGAGAAUGCGGAUUUAUCAAUGAUGAGAUAUUUGUGGAGCUGGUAAAUGCACUUGGUCAGUAUAGUGAUGAUGAAGAUGAUGAUGAUGGAGAUGACAAUCCUGAUGAGCAAGAUGAAAAACAGAAAGACCGAGAAGGCAACAGAAUGGACAAAGAGAGCCAUCCACCUCGGAAGUUUCCUUCUGACAAGAUAUUUGAAGCCAUUUCCUCGAUGUUUCCGGACAAGGGUACAGCAGAGGAAUUGAAGGAGAAAUACAAAGAACUCACAGAGCAGCAGCUGCCAGGAGCUCUUCCUCCUGAGUGCACACCAAACAUAGAUGGACCAAAUGCAAAAUCUGUUCAGAGGGAGCAGAGUCUGCACUCCUUUCAUACGCUCUUCUGUAGGCGCUGUUUUAAAUAUGACUGCUUCUUACAUCCAUUCCACGCAACUCCUAACACUUACAAACGGAAGAAUACAGAAACAGCAAUAGAUAAUAAACCUUGUGGACAGCAUUGUUAUCAGCAUCUGGAAGGGGCAAAGGAGUUUGCAGCUGCUCUGACUGCUGAGCGAAUAAAGACACCACCAAAGCGCCCAGGUGGCCGCCGAAGAGGAAGACUUCCAAAUAACACCAGCAGGCCCAGCACACCAACAAUAAAUGUGUUGGAAUCAAAGGACACAGAUAGUGACAGGGAAGCAGGAGCAGAAACUGGAGGUGAAAAUAAUGAUAAAGAGGAAGAAGAGAAGAAAGAUGAAACAUCCAGUUCCUCUGAGGCAAAUUCUAGGUGUCAGACACCAAUAAAGAUGAAGCCAAAUAUUGAGCCUCCUGAGAAUGUGGAAUGGAGUGGUGCAGAAGCCUCGAUGUUCAGAGUUCUCAUUGGUACUUACUAUGACAACUUCUGUGCAAUUGCUAGAUUAAUUGGGACCAAAACAUGCAGGCAGGUGUAUGAGUUUAGAGUAAAAGAAUCUAGUAUUAUUGCUCCAGUUCCUGCUGAAGAUGUUGAUACUCCUCCAAGAAAGAAGAAGAGGAAGCACAGGUUGUGGGCCGCUCAUUGCAGAAAGAUACAGCUGAAAAAGGAUGGGUCAUCUAAUCAUGUUUACAACUACCAGCCAUGUGAUCAUCCUCGUCAGCCUUGUGACAGCUCAUGUCCUUGUGUAAUUGCUCAGAACUUUUGUGAGAAGUUUUGUCAGUGCAGCUCAGAAUGCCAAAACAGGUUUCCUGGAUGCCGCUGCAAAGCACAGUGCAACACUAAGCAGUGUCCAUGCUAUCUGGCUGUACGUGAAUGUGAUCCAGACCUCUGUCUGACAUGUGGAGCAGCCGAUCACUGGGACAGCAAAAAUGUUUCUUGCAAGAACUGCAGCAUUCAGAGGGGAUCCAAAAAGCAUUUGCUGUUGGCACCUUCAGAUGUGGCAGGCUGGGGAAUUUUCAUCAAAGAUCCCGUACAGAAGAAUGAAUUCAUCUCUGAGUACUGUGGUGAGAUUAUUUCUCAGGAUGAGGCAGACAGAAGAGGGAAGGUAUAUGACAAGUACAUGUGCAGCUUUCUAUUCAAUCUGAAUAACGAUUUUGUGGUUGAUGCAACACGCAAGGGUAACAAAAUCCGAUUUGCAAACCAUUCAGUAAAUCCCAACUGCUAUGCAAAAGUUAUGAUGGUUAAUGGAGAUCACAGAAUAGGUAUAUUUGCUAAGAGAGCCAUUCAGACUGGUGAAGAGCUGUUUUUUGACUACAGAUACAGCCAGGCUGAUGCACUGAAAUAUGUAGGCAUUGAAAGAGAAAUGGAAAUCCCUUGAUACCAGCUACCUCUACUUUUGAACAGCUGCCUUAUCUCCAGGAAUUUUCUAGUACUGUGGGCAAUUUUAGAAAAAUGAUGCAAUUUGAAAUUCUGAAUUUGCAAAGUACUGUAACAGUAAUUUAUAGUAAAUUUCAAAAUCAACUUUUUAUUGCCUUCUCACCAGCUGCAAAGUGUUUUGUACCAAUGAACUUUUGCAAUAAUGCGGUGUGGUACAUUUUUCAACCUUGAAUAAAGGAUACUUGAACUUCUU
Trachemys scripta elegans is the source of this 2688-nucleotide messenger RNA. It is a transcript of the gene EZH2, whose product is annotated as enhancer of zeste 2 polycomb repressive complex 2 subunit. NCBI's taxonomy places the organism in Eukaryota, Metazoa, Chordata, Testudines, Emydidae. The record is from RefSeq and is a predicted model, not a curated record. The transcript has 21 exons. Gene Ontology annotation, molecular function: protein binding; histone H3K27 methyltransferase activity. Gene Ontology annotation, biological process: chromatin remodeling. The coding region runs from base 148 to 2436 and encodes 762 amino acids.